AUAUGAAGCCCAACAUGGCAACAAAUCACACAACAAAAGGAAGUGAGGCUCGUAACGUUACGCACUGAAUAUUUAUGUUUUAUAUAACCUCUAGAAAUAACAAAGAAAUACCUCCUACUUUGGCUCUUUGGCUCAAAAGAAGAGUUUAAGCCGUCUCAACAAAGAUGGAGUGAUAAGGCAGAAAGAUAGGUUUGAACCCACACAAGUUGUUGAGCCCUUCCCGGGGCCCUUUUGGGCCCAGGAAGAGGAUGCAUCGUGGUGGGGAUAAGGACUUCCAGAUAUCAGCACGAAAGAUGGGCACAUCCUUGCUUUUCCAGCUGUCAGCUCAUGAAAGAGAGCUGGAUUUGGUAUUUCUGGACCACAGCUAUGCCAAGCCAUGGAAUGCUCACCCAGACGCCAGCAGUGCCCGGCCCACAAGGACACUGUUUGUUACUCCUCGUCGCCAGCCUGAACCCUUGUCAGACUCUGACUCUGUGUUAGACGUGGAGACCGUCACACCAACACCUGUUCCUCUGUAUGAUAAUCAGAAAGCUCUUAGUGUGAUGAAGGAGUGUGAGCGACAUGUUCUGUUCGCUCGCACAGUUGCUGAGAGCCCUCCACCCCCUGAUGACUGGGAGGAACACGUAAACAAGACUGGAUGGUCAGUGGCCCAGAACAAACUGUUCAAUAAAGUUCUCAAAGCUCUGCAAGCUGAAAGAUUAGCUCGGCUGGCCAAUGAAAAUGCUUCCAACGAGCCAAUUUUGCGGAGAAUAGCUGUGGACAAGUGUGCCAGGAAGGUGCGGCAUGCAUUAGCCAGUGUGAACUGGGACACCAAACUGACGCAGUGGUUACACACCACCAUGAUUGAAUCCUUAAGCCUCGCUAUGCUUGCUGCGUACCUGGAUGUGCUGCAGACUCUUAAAAGCAAGUUGCCGUUGCUGAUCGACAGAAUGUUGCUGACAACAACAAAGACUGGCGCUCCAAGUGCAGAGGCCCUGUCACUGCUACUGAAGCGGCCCUGGGACCCAGCUGUUGGAGUUUUGUCUCAAAACAAACCGAGCAAGCUUCCUGGAUCUCCACUCAUCCUAAUCGCACCAUCAAGCCCGACCAAUCCUGCCCUCUCUACCUCGCGGCGAAUGAGAUUCUGGCAGUCGCAGCUCUCCUGUUUGGGAAAGGUCAUCCCAGUGCACACUCACGUGAACAGCGGAGCCAAUAUUGGCAUCACACAGUGCUUGGAACACAUGUUGGGCACUGUCAGGGCCAAGGUCAUGGAGGUUCACAGUCACUUUCCCCACAAACCCAUUAUCCUGGUUGGCUGGAACGCUGGUGCUCUCAUCGCUUGUCACGUAUCCCUAAUGGAGUAUCUGACCGCUGUGGUGUGUCUUGGCUUCCCCCUGCUAACAGUCAACGGGCCAAGAGGGGAUGUGGAUGACCCGCUGCUGGACAUGAAGACCCCCGUGUUGUUUGUGGUUGGCCAGAAUGCUCUGCAGUGUAGCAUAGAAGGCAUGGAGGAGUUCAGAGAGAAGCUGAGGGCAGACAACAGCAUGGUGGUGGUGGGAGGAUCAGAUGACAACCUCAGAAUCAAUUCAGCAAAGAUGAAAUCAGAGGGACUGACACAGACCAUGGUGGACCGCUGCAUUCAGGAUGAGAUAGCUGACUUCUUGUCAGGUGUCCUCACACGGGCAGAGGGACACGGCCAUGGCUCGGGGGAGAUGAGGGACAUGGACACAGAGAAGAAGAAAAGGCCUCGUCGGGAGCUUCCCUUUGACAUGGAGAGAGGACGACCUUCCUCCCCUGCGCUUAGAGUUCCCAUCUCACCAUCAGGUUCAGAGGAUCUGUCUAGUGUCUGCAGCAGUCCCACUUCAAGUCCCAAACCCAAGACGUCUGGUCUGUCUCCAGCACAGAAGUCCAGUCUGAUCACGGCCACGCAGCUCCUCAAGACACACAUGCAGCGCUCUGGCACAGUGCUCACUCACAAGCAGGCUCAAGCUCAGUUUGCUGCUUUUAUGAAACAAAACAUGCUUGUGAGGAAAAAUCUUCCUCCUGGCACUCCUCCUUGUAUCUUUGUGCCAGUGACCAGUGAUCAGAUGGAAGGCCUGGACAGAGAUGAACUGAGGUCCCAUGGCAAGAGGAGGCAGACGCCGAGUCCCACGCCAAGCAAAGCUUCCAAGAGAGCCAAGAUCAAGGUCACCAUUGUUUCCCAGAGCGAGUCAGCAGGGGGCACCAUCAGCCCUGCUGCACAGGAAGUGGGUGUCUCUGGGAAGCCCUUAACUGUAACAGUGGGACAGACUGUGGCUGGUGCCAAGGAGCUCUCUGGACUUCUCACAGGCCAGCGGUCUGGUAGUCUCUCAGAGGUAUCUGGUGCCCUGUCCCCAGGCUCCAGCUCAUUCAACAGCGUGCAGCCUUGCAUGGUGUCAGGGUCCUCCACACCAGUCCAGGCGCAAGCUCCGGCUACUGCCCAAGCAGCUUCCGCCAGCAGUCUGCUACAAGGCCUAAGUUUCAGUCUUCAGGAGAUCGUCACCAAAGCUCCUAGCUUGCCCACCACAGCAGCCAACACAGGCAGCACCCAGGCAGUCUGUGGCAAGCCCCAGGGUCAGGUCCUGAGCUCCGUCGGCACCAGCAGCAGCACUCUGCUCCGGGCGUUGCCUGUGGUCACCACAGGAGGAGUGGCUAAAACCACCGCCAUCCACCAGCUGCUCACUAAUGGCGGGCUGGCCAAACUUGCCAGCAGUUUGCCCGGCUUGGCACACAUCACCAAUCAGACCGCUGGUAUGUCUCGAACUGCCAAAACACGUCGGCCACGUUGAAUGCUCAGAGUUCAUUCAUCCUUUGUUUUGGAAACACUAGUUCAGGACGUCUGUAGGCCAGGGAGGAUCGCCACAGUAGAGGACUGUGGAGGACAGCUUUGUCGUCGUGUGUGUAGAUAGUUUGCCUUGAAGAGCCUGACUGAUAUAAGAUGUGCAGAGUCAUGUGCGCAGCAGAUAUAGAGCAUCUGAGGACAGAUCAGUGGCGUACAACAUGUUUUGUUUUCAUGUUAAAGAGCCAUAUGGGAAAUUCAAGGUCAAAAUUUGGAGUUCCCAGCUUAUGUUUGACACAUAAUGUUUAUGUGGAAAUGGAUGCAAAUGUAAAAUAAAUAUUAAUGUAUGAAACCAUUUGAUGCAGACGAAUUGUGAAUUAUGUGCAAACCAAUGUGGGUAUGGUUGACCAAAUUCAGAAGUUCAAUCCAGACUGCUUUGUAUGUCAGAUGUGUUUGUUAGAGCUGUCAUUUCAUGUUUGUGUUGAUUUUGUUUGCCUCUCCAUGUGGUAACAUUUUGUAAACCUUUCCAUUAAGUCACCUGCUUAUAAUACCCAUAUGUAUGAAUGCUGACCACCGACAGAGACGUGUUGAACAGCAAUAACGUUAGCACACGGCAUUACCCGAACUCUGUUCCUGUUGUUACAAUAAAGACUGGAAUCAAACUCA
Molecule: messenger RNA, 3442 nt
Organism: Epinephelus moara (kelp grouper)
Lineage: Eukaryota; Metazoa; Chordata; Actinopteri; Perciformes; Serranidae
Gene: kansl3
Product: KAT8 regulatory NSL complex subunit 3
Exons: 20
Coding region: 249-2786 (845 amino acids)
Biological process (GO): positive regulation of transcription by RNA polymerase II
Cellular component (GO): NSL complex
Source: RefSeq, a predicted model, not a curated record